This is a messenger RNA of Xyrichtys novacula (pearly razorfish), 966 nucleotides long. The record is from the annotation of a GenBank genome assembly. NCBI's taxonomy places the organism in Eukaryota, Metazoa, Chordata, Actinopteri, Labriformes, Labridae.
AUGUACUCCAAUGUCACCCAGCUGAGGAGCUUCUUCAUUCUUGGCUUCCCUGGACUGUCACCGCAGUAUUAUGGACUCGUAUCAGCUCUCUUCUUUUUCAUCUAUCUGAUCAUUGCAGCAGGAAAUAUUUUCAUUUUAUCAUUUGUCAUGUACGAGAGGCACCUGCAGAAACCAACAUAUCUGGUGUUUUGUCACCUGGCGUUGAAUGAUUUAAUGUUUGGUACAGUGACUCUCCCAAAGAUCAUCUCUAAGUAUUGGUUCGAUGAUGGCGUGGUUUCCUUUUACGGAUGCUUCACGCAGAUGUUCUUUGUUCACUAUUUGGGAUCGGUGACUUCUUUCAUAUUGCUUGUGAUGGCCCUCGAUCGGUUUGUAGCUAUAUGUGUUCCUCUGCGUUAUCCCGGCCUGAUCACAAACAGCAUCAUCUCAGUGCUCUGCGGGUUUGCUUGGUUCAUCCCUGUGUCUCUGAUGGUGACCAUUGUCUACCAGGCCCUCUCUUUACCCUACUGUAAAUCUAAUAUCAUCGCUCAGUGUUACUGUGAUCAUAUUUCCAUCACCAGUCAGGCGUGUGGAGAGGAUGUGAAAACUGUAGCGGUCACCACUCUCUGUAUGGCCAUGUUUUGUCUUUUACUUCCUCUUACGUUCAUCUUGUUCUCCUACGCCGCUAUAAUCGUGUCGAUUAUAAAAAUGCACAGCGCAACUGGGCGCAGAAAAACCUUAUCAACCUGUAGCCCUCAGCUUUUUAUCACAUGCCUUUUUUACCUUCCAAGAUGUUUCGUGUAUGUGGCCAACACUGUCGGCUUCUCCUUCAGUUUAGAUGUUCGCAUUUUGCUGAUUUUGUUGUACAGUUUGCUUCCUCCUGCUGUUAAUCCGAUUAUUUACUGUUUCAAGACACAGGACAUUAAGCAGACUUUGAUAAGGAGGCUGAAAACAUCUCGGAUUGGGGUACAAAUAAAGGUUUCCCUAUAA